AUGGGUAUGCGCUCUCACUGGCAGGCCAUCGGUUUCCUCGGAGCAUAUGCACUUCUUUGUGUGCUUAUUUUCUACCGCGCUGGUCUGGACAUUGUGAAGACACUCUCGCCACAGGGAUGUCGCAUGUCGUGGAUGUCACCCUCAUACGUGCUUCAGGCCGGCUUGGAUCACAGCUGGACACCUCUCGCGUCCCGCUACUCUCUCUUCCUCUACCGCGAAGUUGGCUGGGAGGGCCCUGGCGAGCUCCGUGGGUCUCCGGUACUCUUCAUUCCCGGCAACGCCGGUUCUUCGCAUCAAGUCCGCUCAAUAGCAUCCUCAGCGACGCGCCAGUAUUUUUCGUCCCCAUAUCAUGUUGAGGCCGCUUUUGAGCACGGUCCUCAGAGGCCGGUCGACUUCUUUGCGCUUGAAUUCAAUGAGGACCUGUCUGCCUUUGACGGUCAUACCCUCGAUGCCGAGACGGCCUAUGCUCGUGCAGCUGUCGACUACAUUCUUUCGCUUUACGAGAAGCCCACCUCCAUCAUCCUCCUGGGACAUUCCAUGGGUGGCACUGUUGCGGUCUCCCUGCUACCGCAUCCCAACGUCUCCGCACUCAUCACGAUGUCCACUGCGCAUACGCUGCCUCCCGCACGACUCGAUCGUCGUAUCGACAGCAUACUCGCAAGCAAUCGAGAGAUCCUACGAGAUGAUUCUACGCCUGUGCUAUCGCUAUGUGGAGGCGCCACUGAUCUGCUUGUACCGGCAGAGUCAUGUAUCUUGCCUGUUCCAGAAGCAGACGACGGCGGUUCAACUUUCUAUCGGCGGACAGUCUUUACCAGUGCACUCGAGGGUGCUUGGACUGGAGUUGGACACAAAGAGAUGGUCUGGUGCCAUCAGGUGCGAUGGCGCGUAGCAAGAGCGGUGAUCGAGUUGGCUGCUGCAGCAGAGCAUUCAACAAAAGUACGCGGGCAAGUGCUGGACAAGUGGCUCAGGGAUGGGCACGCUCCCCCUGCGUCGUUUGUAGACGAUGGUGUCGGCGACCACAGGGACACUAUCGAUCUGAGUGCACUUCGACCAGAAGAAGUGCACUACUCCGACGCGCUCCUCCUUCGGAGACCUACUCAGUCGCACACGUAUCUCCUUCCGAUACCCAAUACGCCCACACAAUCCAAUAGCCUGUUCACUCUAUACUUGUCUCGUGGGUCAAUCGCCCCCAUCUCGCCUCACAAUCCCCUUCCUCUCCGGGUCUCUGUCUACCUCUGCUCCUCGUCUACUCACACUUCGUGUCCGCGGCUCUCACCUACGAUCCUCAAGCUUGUACCGGAACCAGUGCCAGACAAGCCAUUCCCUGCGCCCGAUGAAGGGUCGGACGAAAGCGAGGGUGUAGUCGUGUUCGUCGCGAACGUCCCAAUUGGUACUUCGGAGCAGCAAUCCUAUGUGGCUGUGUUGAUCGAGGACGCAGAUGGGCGGGGCUGGGUUACAGCGGGCUUUGCUGGCGACGAACCGAUUGUGAAAGACGUAGGGAUGUUCGGCUUGAUAUGGGCGGGAUCGAAACUCGACUUCCCAGCGAGUACACUCCGAACGGAAGUAGUCUUCCCGAAGCUGCUUUCCAGUUCGUUAGUAGUGUACAGGCUCAAAUCAUCGUUGAGGGAUGCGGCGACUUGUAAAGAUGCACUCAUGCCCCCUCUGCUCGAGCACACCUCCGACCACUUCGAGACACACUACUUCUCUCUCCUCCAGUCUCAGCCGCACCAAGCCACACUGCUCCACUCGCACGCUUCAGGGCCCUUCGUCUCUACUCCUCUCCACGGCUUCAACCUCAUAGUCUAUACCUCCAACGAUCAGCCAUGCUCAGUGGAGAACCUCUACAUCUCAAUCAACUGGUGGGGCACACUAGGGAGAUGGGGCACGCGAUACGCGCAGGCGGUCAUCGCUUGGGGAGUAGGCAUCGUUGCGCUCGCGCUGCACCAUGCUUGGGGUGCCGGAGAGGGGCCUCGCCCAGUUCCAAAUGUCGCCGAAUCGCUAUCGUACCUGGCUACUCGGUGGCUCCCGAAGAUGCUCGUGUUGAGUGUUGCGGUGUCAUUCAUACCGCUCCCGACUGGGAUGUGGCUUGGGAACGUAGGCGCACCGGUAUUCGCGGGUAUUGCACCUCUGUUACUACUGGUGGUCGUCGGUUUGGCGCUGUCGUGCGGAGCUCGGCGACCGACAAGGUCCAGAGAGAUUAUCAGUGCAAGAAGAAACGCCCUUGUCUCCAUGCUCUUCGUCUUCCUCCUGAUCGUGGUGUUCAUACCAUGGCAGGUCGCCUUCCUGUGCGCAUGGAUCUAUCACUUCUACACCUGCGCGGCCGGCGCGGCUGUCGUCCGUUCGGCAUCCGGAAAACCAAAAGAGCACUCCAUCCCGCUCAUGUCCCGCGAGGAGUCCACCAUCCCACCAUCCCCAGAGCUCGCGUCGCCUAGAUCGUCCCCCAGUUUUAGUUCCUUUGAUGCUCUGGUGUCGGCAUAUAACACGAACAGAUACAUCCUGUUGCUGAUGACAUGGCUGCUGCCCAUCGCUGCACCUGUGCUCGCUGUAUGGGUGCGCACCCUCGCGGGAUCCGGACUACAGGCCGUGUGGGGCGCCGGCUCAGGUUGGGGCUGGAGUUCGGACCGGAACGUACUGGUAGUGGCACCGUGGCUUGUCCUCGUUGAAUGGGCAGGCAUGGGAGGGACUAUGUUCGAGCCUUCACUUAUGCUGUCUCCGAAGCAUGCGAUGCUCGUUCUGGCGCUCGCAGCGUUCUUCGCUGGACCGCGUACGCCUUACUUCGUUCUUGAAGUGGGGAGUGUCAUGAUGAUGUUCGUGUGUGCCUUCGGGAUUGGGCCGCGUUACUGGGGCAGAAGCUGA
This is a messenger RNA of Fomitopsis serialis, 2856 nucleotides long. Its product is annotated as PGAP1-like protein-domain-containing protein. Gene Ontology annotation, cellular component: endoplasmic reticulum. The record is from RefSeq and is a predicted model, not a curated record. Gene Ontology annotation, molecular function: phosphatidylinositol deacylase activity. Lineage: Eukaryota; Fungi; Basidiomycota; Agaricomycetes; Polyporales; Fomitopsidaceae. Bases 1 to 2856 code for a protein of 951 amino acids. Gene Ontology annotation, biological process: endoplasmic reticulum to Golgi vesicle-mediated transport; GPI anchor metabolic process. The transcript is spliced from 8 exons.